Messenger RNA from Humulus lupulus (European hop), 420 nucleotides. RefSeq names its product putative disease resistance RPP13-like protein 1. NCBI's taxonomy places the organism in Eukaryota, Viridiplantae, Streptophyta, Magnoliopsida, Rosales, Cannabaceae. The record is from RefSeq and is a predicted model, not a curated record. The transcript has a single exon. The coding region runs from base 1 to 420 and encodes 139 amino acids.
AUGGCAGCGGAACUUGUAGCUGGUGCUUUGCUUUCUACUUCACUUCAGGUUUUGUUUGAACGAUUGGCCUCUGAGGAGAUACCCCAGCUGUUCCAGGGGAAGAAGUUGAUUCUAGACCAGCUAUACGAGUUGAAGACCAUGUUGUGGUCAGCUCAUUCACUGCUCAACGAUGCUGAGGAGAAGCAACUUCGAAACCAGGAGGUCAGGAUGUGGCUUAUUGAGCUUCAAGAUGUGAUCUAUCAGGCUGAUGACUUGGUGGACAGGAUUGACUAUGAAGCUCUGCGAUCCAAGCUAGAAGAUGAUCAAUCUAGCAGCAGCAGUGCCAGCAAGGUACUCAUGAAACUUAUGCCACCCUUUCUGUCCACAUUUGAUAAAACUGUUAAGCUUGAUUCCAUGGAGAUCCUUCAUAAGCCUUGUUGA